AUGGAGCCGGAGCUGGAGCAGGAGCUAGAGCCGCUGCGGCGCCUCGGCGGGGCCCUACGCGCGGUGCUGGCGCUUGCUGCUGCCCGGGGGCCGGCCCGCGCCCCCGCCCCGCCACCCCCCGCCUGCCCCUCGCCUCCUUCACCCUCCGCCCUCGCCCGACUGCAGGACUGCGAGAAGCUGUGCGACGGCGUGCGGGAUGCCGUCCUGGCUGCCGCUGCAGCCUACCAUGGGCUGCCCAAGGACCGAGGAACGACUCUCCGCAAGAUGGUGCGUGAUGCCACUGCCGAGGUGGUGGAGGGAAUGAUCCAGCUCACAGACGUGAUUGUUAGCACCGCUCUGCAGAGUUUGUCUCAGGAGCAGCUCAUAUCAACUGGUGGCGUGUGGGAGGCAUGCGAGCAGGUGUCCAGCCUGCCGCGAGAUAAUCAGGCCGCCGUCGUGUCAGUUGUGGCCACGUAUCUGGAUGUGGUCAAGGAUGCCCUGAAGGAGAUGGAGCAGGCUCAGGUUGGAGGAGGUGACCCCUAUGGGGACGUCAUGGAGGACGAGGAGCUGGGUUCUCGAGGCAAUAGGGAUAUCUACUGGUCCGAGGCUGACCGGAAGCUGCUCAACCCCUGCAUGGGGCUGAUGAAGGCCUCCAAAGCCUGCCUGAAGAAGGUCUUGGGUGCAGUGAAGGCUCAUGGCAAAGCAGACACACCGGAACAUGUCGCACAGCUGGACGACCUUGCAGACAUUGCCAACGAGAUCAGCCCUAGUGUGGACGAGCUGGCGCUGAGCAUGUAUCCACCCGUGAACCAGCUGGCUGUGCGCCUCAAUGCAGCUAAACUUGCUUCUGUCCUGAAGAAGAUGCUAGAAAUUGCAAGGGCAAGCCAUGCAUGCCCCCCAUCGGAGGAGGGCUGGCUGCUGUUUCUGACUGGGGCAGUAGAUCACAACAUGAACAAAAUAAAGGACUUCACACAGGGUGAACUCUGAUGCCUGUGUCCCUACAUGCUGUGGUCAGGGUCUGAGGUGGAUCUGGCCAUUCCCUGCAGCAAAGGGAGUGGGAUGAGAGUGGCGCUUGGAGUGAGGAGCUUUUCCAACUGCGAAGAACUUUGCAAAAGCAAAGGUGGCUCGCUGACGUUCUCUAGCAGCUGCCAAAGCAAAGCUUAGACUCGGGACAACGUGGAGUUGUAUGUGGAUGCUGUGAAUGGGUCUCGUCCCUGCUUGAUGUUCGGGCUAGCCGUGAAGGCAGAAAGAGCAAUAAAACAUAACUGGGUUCAUG
Gavialis gangeticus (Gharial) is the source of this 1255-nucleotide messenger RNA. It is a transcript of the gene CCNDBP1, whose product is annotated as cyclin D1 binding protein 1. Gene Ontology annotation, cellular component: nucleus. The coding region runs from base 1 to 966 and encodes 321 amino acids. The record is from RefSeq and is a predicted model, not a curated record. NCBI's taxonomy places the organism in Eukaryota, Metazoa, Chordata, Crocodylia, Gavialidae. The transcript is spliced from 9 exons. Gene Ontology annotation, biological process: regulation of cell cycle.